UCGGAAAUGGAGUAGUUGUAGAAAGAAACUGGGCGGUAGUGAUACCCGUAGGUGUGUCAGUUCGGCGGUAUUUCACGCAAUUUAUUUUCAUUUAAUCACCAAAACCGCGAGCAUCCGCCCCGCAACCGCAAAUAAACCCCCAAUUAGCUCAAACAAUUACCAUAAUUAAUCCAAUCACCGACCUCAGUGUGCAAAAGCCAAAAAAAAACCUCGGGCGAGUUGCAAAAACCGAAAUCACCACCAAAUACUUGGCUUUCUCCACGAAACACUUACCCUGGAGCAAUAAAAACAUCUCCAAAUAAUCGGAUAAUCACAUUAAUGAGAUUAAUCAACAAUUGGGAUAAUUGAAACAAUUCGAGUGGCAGUCGAUUACCCGGAGUGAGUGAGAGGAAUCGAAAAAAAAAUCGGGAAAAACUCCUGGGCCAGUGAAAUUCGAAUAAUAUUAAUCAGUGAUUCGAGAGAAUAAAAUUGAUAAAAAUAGAAAAUGAAUGGGAAAAUAGUGGAGUCGAGGAAUAGCUGUGGGAAGAGACGACUGGAGAUGUCAGUGGAUUUUUCGGAGUCGGCAUGAGACACCGGAAAUAUCGCCAACAGCUUCUGAUAAUGUUUUCAGUUUGAAUAAAAAAAAGAAAUGAAGUAGAUAAAUGGAGUUUUAGUGAUUAAUUUUGGGGGAUAAAUUUUGAUUUUGAUAGUGUCAGUGGCGCAAUCAGCGCAACGCCAAAAAAAUGUGGAAUAUGAUGUGCGAUGUGAUGCCGACAAUUGCUGAGGACAGCAUUAGUCAGAGGAGUUCACAGUUCUCCGGGGAAGAUGCUAAUUUUGAGCAGCUCAUGGUGUCCAUGCUCGAUGAGAGGGACAAGCUCAUGGAUUCCCUCAGGGAGAGUCAGGAAAGAUUGCAGGAAGCUGAGGCCAGACUCCAGGAUGUCGAGAAAGAAAGAGAUGCCCUCAAUCGACAGAUGAAUGCUAAUAUUCCUCAGGAAUUCUCGCAGUUGACGAAGGAACUCUCAGCAGCACGUGAAAAUAUACUCGAACGAGAGGAAGAAAUAUCGGAAUUAAAAGCAGAACGCAACAACACUCGGCUUCUACUGGAGCAUCUAGAAUGUCUGGUGUCACGUCACGAAAGGUCCCUCAGGAUGACAGUAGUGAAGAGACAAGCAGCAGCCCAGUCGGGGGUCUCGUCCGAGGUCGAGGUCCUCAAGGCACUCAAGAGCCUCUUCGAGCAUCACAAGGCCCUGGACGAAAAGGUACGAGAACGAUUAAGAGUUGCACUGGAGAAGAAUACGAGCCUCGAGGAGGAGCUAUCACGUACCAAAGACGAGCUCCAGCAGUACAAAGCUGGUGGACAUCUCAAGGCAAUCGAGGACAGGCCCAAGGAAAAUGGACAGGCUGAUGAUAAUCAGGGAAAGAAUGAAACUGAUACGACUAGCCAGGACCAACAGGAGGUGGUACCAACAGUUAUUGAGUUUAAUGAUGAGAGGAAAAUGGAGAGUGGAAGUAGACUGAGCAACGGUGGUCUCAAUACCUCUGACCACGAUUCGGCUGCACGUGUUAUUGACUUGCAGUCGACUGUUGAGAAGCAGAGUGCUGAAUUGGCAAAUUGGCAGCGUCGAGUGGGUGAGUUGGGGGGUCGUGUGGCUGAACUCGAAGAGACCCUCUCCAAGGCUCAGAAGGAUCUAAUGAAGACGCAGGAGUCUAAUGGAAAGCUGCAGCGAGAUCUCAGAGAGAAUGUUGCACAGAAGGAAGAUCAGGAGGAGCGAAUAGCGACGUUGGAGAAGAGAUAUCUAAAUGCUCAGAGAGAAUCCACCAGUCUUCAUGAUUUGAAUGAGAAACUCGAGCAGGAGUUGCAGCACAAGGAGGCACAGCUCAAGCUGCAAGAGGAGAAGACAGCGGCUAUACAAGAGAAACUAGAGCUUGCUGAACAAAAAUUGGCCCAGUAUCCAAAAUUACCAGAGAUGGAGGAGGAGCUGAAGGCUAGGAUGGAGGCACUGACCCAGGUGAGGAGGCCCAAUCAGCAGGCACAGGAGAGACACGGUAGUGCUGAAGACAGGAUCCAGAGACUCGAGGGACAGCUCGAGGAGAAGAACGCCGAGGUGAUGCGACUUAAUCAGCGUCUCAAGAUGAAUGAGGAGCACAACACAAGGUUAAGCAGUACCGUUGAUAAACUCUUAUCAGAAUCGAACGAGCGACUUCAGGUCCACCUGAAGGAGCGCAUGCAUGCCCUGGAGGAGAAGAAUGCUCUCACCCAGGAGCUCGAGAAGACGCGAAAAAUAGCUGAGGACUUGCAGAAUGAAAAAUCCGAGAUAAUGAAGGAGCUGGGGAAAGCGAGAUUAGAGAUAGACAAUGUGAAGAGACAGAUGCUGCAGCAGGAGAUAGCGUUCAAUAUACAGCAGACAGACGCCCUGACGAGGAGUCUCUCACCAAAUGCCGUGGAGCCAGCUUCGUCAUCCCGAUCAGCUAGUCACAGCUCCUUCGACACCCACUCAUUACCGAGAAGAGGUGGUAAACGACUCGAUGACGACGGGACCAAGGGCUACGUGGCAAGAACCCUCGCUGAACAGGAGUGGGAGAAAUUGCAGCAGGCGCACGUACUGGCGAAUGUCCAGCAAGCAUUUGAUGUGUCAUCUGAUGCUGAGGGGGAUGGUGAUAAUGAGAGUAUAUUCUCGUCAGCUGCUGAUGUUAUCAGUCCCAGUGGUCACACCGAUGCCCAGACACUGGCUAUGAUGCUGCAGGAGCAACUCGAUGCCAUCAAUAUCGAGAUAAGGCUUAUACAGGAGGAGAAGCAGAGCACUGAGGCAAGGGCUGAGGAGCUUGAGAGCAGAGUUGGCAGUUUGGAGCAUAUGAAUCUUCUGGCAAGGGGUAGAAGCCUCGAGAGGGCAUCACCACCUCUCAGUGGAAGAUCGACACCCAAGAGUCACCACAGCCCCAAUAGGGAUUAUCUUCAUAAGUAUCAUACGGCACCUGCCUCAAUGUCACCUGCCCAUCUUCAUCAGUAUGCAGCUUCAUUGGCAAGCCCAGGACAACUGUCCGAGUCACUCCCCGCUAGCCAGUUGCAGUUGUCUGGGGAGGAGUUGCACUCGGUUAGUGAACGAGACAGUGGAGGUGGUGGAAGUGGAGGAAGUGAAGCAGCAUCACCACAAACAGCUAGAUCAUUGAGACUGGAGAGGGUUGUCCAGGCAUUGGCGCACAGCCAAGAGGAACUCAGGAGGCGCACCGGACAGAGCGGAUUUCCAAGUGCCGGUUACUCCACUCACAGGCAUGGGCAUCAUAACAACGGCACACUGAAUUCUGGAACACCACCUUCACCAUUGUCUUCACGUCAUAGUAGCCAGGACAGUUUGCACAAGAACAGUUUUGGAAAUGUUGGUCUACCAUUUGGACAAUUGUCGAGCUCUCAUCUGCAUAUGCAAUCAACAAUGAGCCCAGCGACAGCAGCAGCUGUUGCUGCUGCACAGAAGAAGAAGGGAAUCAAGAGCAGUCUUGGAAGAUUCUUCAGUAAAAAAGAGAAGAUCAAGGGAAAGGACACCACGAUGCCUGGAGAUGUUCCAGGAAUGGGAGGGGCUUGCACUCCAGCUGAUCCAGAUUAUGGGGACAAUGUAUCAGUUGCUGGGACCCUAGGAGGAAAGAGUGAUUUCGAUCGAAGGAAAAAGAAGAGUAUGUUGGACUCAUCUCGUCACGAGCUGUUGGCUGAGGCCAUGAAGGCAGGUACACCGUUUGCCCUGUGGAAUGGACCAACAAUAGUUGCCUGGCUGGAGCUGUGGGUUGGCAUGCCAGCCUGGUACGUUGCAGCCUGUCGUGCCAAUGUAAAAAGUGGUGCAAUUAUGUCAGCACUCAGUGACACUGAGAUUCAACGUGAAAUUGGCAUCAGCAAUCCCCUCCACAGAUUAAAAUUGAGGCUUGCAAUUCAGGAGAUGGUGUCCCUUACAUCCCCAUCCGCACCAAAAACAUCAAGAACAACACUUGCUUUUGGUGAUAUGAAUCAUGAGUGGAUUGGCAAUGUUUGGCUGCCAAGUUUGGGACUGCCACAGUACAGAUCGACAUUUAUGGAGUGCCUUGUUGAUGCACGUAUGCUUGAUCAUCUUACCAAGAAAGAUCUCAGGGGACAGCUGAGGAUGGUUGAUAGCUUUCACAGGACUAGUCUGCAGUACGGUAUAUCUUGUCUCAAGAGAUUGAAUUUUGACCGGCAGCAACUCGAGGACAGGAGGAGAAUGGCUGAGGGGGCAAAUGUCGAUGUUAUUGUCUGGAGUAACGACAGGGUUAUCAGAUGGGUACAAUCCAUUGGCCUCAAGGAAUAUGGGAACAAUCUCUUGGAGUCUGGAGUUCAUGGUGCCCUCGUGGCCCUCGACGAGAGUUUCGAUGCCAAUGCGUUUGCCCUCACCCUCCAGAUACCGACGCAAAAUGUUCAGGCAAGACAAGUCCUCGAGAUGGAAUUCUCGAAUUUGCUGACAGUGGGUACUGAGAGGCGAUCAGAGGAGAACAGCAUCAAAUCCUGAUCAAACCCACCCCCUAGGCCAUUACCACGUCAUCAGCCCCAUCACGUCUAGUCCAAUCCUCAAUCCCAAUCCAUUUUCAUGAUGUAACUGUGAGUAAGAGAGCUUUAAUUGUCCUUUCAAUCAUUCCAAACAUUAUUAUCUUGAAUAAUCACCAGAUAAUCAUCUCCCGAGCUUCACUGAUUCACCUGAAUGAAUCAAAGUUUCCCUUUCACGUUGAAAAAAAAAAUAAUAAAAAAUGACACCCUGGAGUUGAUUAAUGUCCCAGUAACUGGGAGACGAGAAUAAUAAUUUUUAAAGUGACAAUAAUUCUGUCUGGCUCGAUUCCCAACGAUUGUCCAAUAUUAUUUUCCUCAUCGUCAUAUUGUACUUAUGACACAGUCAAACAUCACAACCGCACAAAACAUAAUGGACGAAUAAAAAAGCAUGAUGAUUUUUUUGAUACCCAGUUGUGGAGUAGAUAAUGAAUUUUGUUAUGAUAAGUGAGGGAUUACUGAGAUCAGAGGGUGAGGAUUAAUUGAUCCAUGGUAUUUAGGAGGAAAAUUAAGCACUGAAUGUCGAUGGCAUGACUAUUCAGAUGCUUUUGAUUUUUUUUUCCGUCGGAUAUUUGUACCCUCUGAUUAAUUAUGACGAUUAAUUAACGCUAAGGGAGCUUUAAA
Fopius arisanus is the source of this 5140-nucleotide messenger RNA. It is a transcript of the gene Liprin-alpha, whose product is annotated as PTPRF interacting protein alpha. Gene Ontology annotation, biological process: synapse organization. Bases 723 to 4484 code for a protein of 1253 amino acids. The transcript has 18 exons. Gene Ontology annotation, cellular component: presynaptic active zone. The record is from RefSeq and is a predicted model, not a curated record. Gene Ontology annotation, molecular function: protein binding. NCBI's taxonomy places the organism in Eukaryota, Metazoa, Arthropoda, Insecta, Hymenoptera, Braconidae.